This is a messenger RNA of Dreissena polymorpha, 3022 nucleotides long. RefSeq names its product baculoviral IAP repeat-containing protein 7-like. The transcript is spliced from 12 exons. Lineage: Eukaryota; Metazoa; Mollusca; Bivalvia; Myida; Dreissenidae. Gene Ontology annotation, cellular component: nucleus; spindle microtubule; cytoplasm. The coding region runs from base 270 to 2546 and encodes 758 amino acids. Gene Ontology annotation, molecular function: cysteine-type endopeptidase inhibitor activity involved in apoptotic process. Gene Ontology annotation, biological process: regulation of cell cycle; negative regulation of apoptotic process. The record is from RefSeq and is a predicted model, not a curated record.
AAAAACUUGAACUUAUCACUUCAAUACUCACCCGCCGUUAAGUCGGAAGGGAGAAAAUAUAUAAAUAUAUUCAAUGGAUAAUAAUGGGAAUGAAUUCAUGCUUUGUCUCAUAAUCUCGUAAAAUUCGAAAUAAAUCACGCGUAGUUCGAUUAAUACCCAACCAGUGGGUGUGGGUGUUGUUAUAAAAGUAGAGCAUAUCCAUGGUGAUAUGAACAGUAGAAGGAACACGUUAUGUGAAGACAGAGUGCAGAAAGACGGUUACCAACGGAAUGGGGAGUGAUGCUGACGUACACAAACGAUUGAACACAAACACACGUGUGGAAAAAUUGAACGAACUGUUGAAGAAACGGCAAAUAAAAGGACGUCUUAGGACCACACUGAGCGAGCUACCUAAGGAUGUUUUGGGUGACAUCGAACUACUUGCUGAUGGCCAUGAGUCCGCGAAAAUACCGGAUUUUCUUCAACAGUUGGUCACCAAAGAAAAGUUUCUACACCUUCAGCUUCUGUUGGAAAAUGUUGGGCUUACAGAAGUGGCAUACCAAGUCUUCACCCUUGCUGAGGUGUCUGAUCAAAUUCACCUUCGCCGAAUAACAGCACCCGGAGUUUUCUACAGGUCGACCAAAAGUCAGGUGCUUGUCCUGGUUUUGAACCAAACCUGCGUAGCCGGCAAGGAUUUGGACCGAGUUCAUGAGUGGCUGCUGGGAUACACCGUAGUGAAGGCGAACAUUUGGGCAAUGAAAAAUGUAGUCAACUUGAGAACCAGCACUGUUGAAAAUCCUGAUGGAUCUUUGAGCACAUCAAAUGAGUUGCACCUUACAACUGAAGUCAGUACAUAUAAACAGCUCUGUAUUAACAUUAGCACGUAUGAAAGUUCUUCACGUUUAUUCAAUCCUGAUGAAGAAAUGCAUUCACAUCAGACUACAGUGUAUAACUUUGAAGCAAAAUUAAUGGAUGGUAUUGGAAAAAUCAGUGAAGACUGCCAUAAAGCUCACUUUGAUUCGACUGAAUUGCAGCUGACACAUGCUGUGAAAAAAUACACGUAUCAAGCAGAUUUAGAACAAUCAACACAGGUGUUAGAUUAUGUCGGAAAAUCGAAAAAGUUGAGGCUUACGGUAGCCCCAAUCCCGUCUGAAAAUGUAGAAGGUAUUGAUGGAAGUCUGUGUUAUCUCAAAUAUGAAUCAAGCUGUUUGAAGCUAAAUUUAUCUCAAAUGCCUGUUAAAAAAAACAUCGGGUUGAUUUUCUCAGAAUUUCCAAUACCAAAACUUGAUGUAAUUCCCGUGUUUUACAUUGAACGAUUUGAACCGUUGUCCAUAAUUGUCAACCAGAUAGCGGAAGGGAAGUCACCAAGAUCUCAGGUAACUAUGAGGUAUGAACUGCUACGCAUAUGUACCUUCAGAACCUACCCGAAAUAUAACAAACCCUUUCUGACAAAAUACGCAGCUGCAGGAUUCUACUACGCUUCUGAUGGUGAUGGCGUUGUUUGCUAUUGCUGUGAAGUACGUCGAUAUGGAUGGGUGGAGGCAGAUGAUCCGAUGGUGGUUCAUAUAAGAAUUAAUCCAAGAUCCAAAUUUAUCAUAAACAACAGUGAGCACAAUGUUCCAGCCAUUGCUGAUGGACCAUUAAGGAAGAAUGUUGCAUGUAUAUAUAUGAUUCCUGACUGCGUACAACCCCAAAGCCCAGGAGCAGAUAUUAAGAACAGUCACAGAAAGAGCCUUGGAGUCCAAAUGGCGAUACCAAAACACCCGCACAUGGCUAUCAAAUCAGUGAGAGAACAGUCCUUCACUGGCAAUUGGCCCAACACAUCAAAAUAUUCUCCUGUACAACUGACAGAUGGCGGUUUCUUUUUCACAGGCCUCGGAGAUUGCGUCCGUUGCUUUUUCUGCGGGAUAGGAUUGAGGCACUGGGACAAAGAGGACGACAUGUGGGUGGAGCAUGCACGCUGGUCACAGAACCGCACUUUCCUCAUACAGAAGAAAGGCCAGAACUUCGUGGAUCUUGUUCAACUUGCGGUUGAGCAACUGGUUGACACGGACCUGUCAUCCAACACUUUGUAUAAGAACCUUGUCAGUGAAGCUGCCCAGAAGGUUUUGGAUCAGUCAGAAUACACACCGCAACAAAUAAAACAAGCAAUUGUUUAUAUGUUAGCAAUCAACAGCAACACCAUUGUAACGGUAACGUCACUGCAACAGAAGGUUGCUGAGCAAAUAAAUGUAUGUGAUACCAACAUUCAACGCAAUGAUGAAUUGGGAAAUGCUCCGGAGCCGCCUGCCAGGAAUUCUCUUGUCAACAAUGAGUCUUCAACUGCAGUUGGAGGCCAUUCGACAAUGAAUGAAAUAAGUGACUUGAAAGACCCAGAAGACAUAAAGCAGGAGAACGAGAAAUUAAAGGAACAAUCAUUUUGCAAGGUUUGUUUAGACGACAUCGUAAGCAUCGUGUUCCUUCCAUGUGGCCACCUUGUCACGUGUGCAGACUGCGCCCCAGCACUUAGGAAGUGUCCGAUCUGUAGAGCAGACAUCAAGGGAACUGUGCGAACUCUUAUGAAAUGAACGACAGCGGGUAUAUCAAGAAUAUGACUUACAAUGAUUAAUAUGUGUAUGUUAUGCAUCUAUAAUAAAUGUUUACCUUCAAUUUAUCACAUUGAAACAUUGUUCGUUUAAUAUGUUUAACAAUUAUAUAUAUAUUUAUUUUUGUUUCAUAGUUUCAUUUGAGUUAUUUGACUAUGAGAAUACUAUAUAACAAUAAUUGUCUAGACCGCUUUCUGAAACCUGAAAGUUCGAUAUAACUGUCACAAUGGUCUGGUUUAUGUGCUUGUGCGAGUUCCUCCACAACUGCUGGUAUUAGUCCGUCCGAGCUGUGCUGAACAGUAUUUUUGUCAUGCUUCAAACUAUUUUACAUUAACUCACCACAAAGGUCAACAAUUUGAGAGUCGGCAUGCCGCGAGUAACAUCUAUUCACCCUCUUCUCUGUUGGCAUAUUUGACAUCAAUGACACGGUAUUCUUUGAAUAAAUGCUCAUCAAAUCA